Cyclocybe aegerita is the source of this 1827-nucleotide messenger RNA. Lineage: Eukaryota; Fungi; Basidiomycota; Agaricomycetes; Agaricales; Hemipholiotaceae. The record is from the annotation of a GenBank genome assembly.
AUGAGGAGAUACUCGGCGCUCGCAGCUCUUGCUAGUCUCGCCACGCAUGUCUCGGCCACGCUCUACGAAACUACAAGCUCCCUACCUGAGACCAGAUUUGACUACAUUAUUGUUGGAGGAGGAACAGCGGGCUGCGUAUUAGCGAACCGCCUUUCCGAGGAUCGUAGGAUCAAAGUGCUUCUUUUAGAGGCCGGUGGAAACUAUCACGGAGUCGAGCAACUCUCGAUUCCUUUCAAUUCAAUACGCGCAGCGGGACCAGGGUCAGCGUACAACUGGAACACCUCAACGACCGAUGGAGGGACUUACUCGCGUGGGUACGUUCUCGGGGGAUCAAGCUCGAUUAACGGGAUGUUCUACGCCCGAGGGUCCCAAGAUGAUUGGAAUCGGUACGCCGCCGUGACGAACGACGAGGGCUGGAGAUGGGAGAAUAUCCAAUCAUACCUCAGGAAGAACGAACAAUUCGUCCCGCCUGCAGACGGUCACAACACGACCGGACAAUACAACCCCGAUGUUCAUAGCACGACCGGCAAAGUCGGAGUGAGCCUCGCGAAUUACCCACAAGUGACGGACCAGCUCUUCACCGAAGCUGUUGAGGAAGAGCCUUCAAAAUUCCCGUUCCAACUGGACUACAACGCCGGGACGCCACUAGGGUUCGGAUGGGUCCAGUCCUCGAUCAAAGGAGGAGAAAGGAGCAGUUCAGCUGCGGCUUAUCUGGCACCGCAAUACCUCAAUCGCCCGAACUUGUUCGUCCUACUUCACGCCCAAGCUUCUCGUGUUCUUUCCUCAACUUCAGUCUCGACGAACAUUGACACCGUCGAGUUUUCUCAAGGUGCCAUUGGAGAUUCUACCGUCGUUACACUCAAGGCCUCGCGCGAGAUAAUUCUUUCCAGCGGUGUAGUAGGCACUCCGCACCUACUACUCAACUCCGGAAUUGGACCUGCCUCCGAACUCUCCGCCGCCUCCAUACCAAUCGUCCACGAGAAUCCCUCAGUCGGAAAGAACUUCUCUGACCACCUCAAUUUGCUCAACGCCUUCGCACUGGACGUAUCAGAGCCCUUCGUCCCCACUGAGAGUCAGACGUUCGAGCGAUACACGCUAGAUCCGGCCCAGAUGGCAGACGUUACUAACGAGUGGCGCACGACGAAGACGGGUCCGUUGACAUCGAACGGGCUUUCGAACCAGAUUGGAUUCUCGAGAAUAGAUACGAGUGACCCCGCAGUCCAACAACAAUUGGCAGCUUUUGGGGACCCGACACCUGGUCCGCACUCGGCGCACUAUGGCUUCACGCCUAUCAACGGAUUUGCAUUUGGACGAGCGCCGACUAAUAAUAGCUACUUGAGUGUGGUCGCCACCGUCCUCCAAACGAAGUCUCGUGGAUCCGUCUCGCUCAACCCUUCCAACCCUCGAGGCCAACCUCUCAUCGACACCAACCUCCGUUCUGACCCAUACGAUGUCUGGGCGAUGAAAAUCGCUUUCAAAGACUCGUUCGCGUUUCUCGCCACCACCCCUUGGGUCAAUUAUCUCGCCGACUCGCAAGCAGCUCUCGGUCUCGCGCCUGUCAUCGACUCGGGAUUCGACGACGCCCUCAUCGAGCAGUAUAUCAACACGCACACGAGCUCUGGGAUCCAUGCAGUCGGAACGGCUGCUAUGACUGCUGCUAACUCUCGCUGGGGAGUCGUCAAUGCCGACUUGAAAGUGAAAGGUGUGAAUGGGUUGAGGGUGGCUGAUGCGUCUGUGCUGCCCUACGUGACUUCUACAAACCCGAUGGUCGCCGUCUACGUUGUCGCUGAACGGGCAGCAGACCUCAUCAAGAGCAAUUACAACUGA